This is a messenger RNA of Caenorhabditis bovis, 1023 nucleotides long. The record is from the annotation of a GenBank genome assembly. Lineage: Eukaryota; Metazoa; Nematoda; Chromadorea; Rhabditida; Rhabditidae.
AUGAUUGGCACCCAUUCGGGAAAAUUUCAUUGCGAUGAGUCUUUCGCGUGUUUUAUGCUCAAGAAGUUGCCGGAAUUCAAGAAUCAUAAAAUUGUUCGGAGUCGAGAUCCCGUUGAGCUUGCGAAAUGCGAUAUUGUGGUUGAUGUUGGAGGCGUUUAUGAUCAUGAGAAGAAGCGAUAUGAUCAUCAUCAAAGGGGCUUCACCCAUACAAUGAAAUCGCUGAGCAAACUGCAAUUCGAUACUAAGUUAAGCUCAGCGGGUUUGAUCUACGCCCAUUAUGGAAAGGAUGUGAUUCGAGAGAUUCUUGAGCACAAGGUUGAACCGACCACAAUUGAUUUAUUCUAUCAUCGUCUCUAUGAGAAUUUUGUCGAGGCCAUCGACGCGAUUGACAACGGAAUUCCGCAAUACGACGGUGUGCCGAGAUACCAUUGUCCGGGCAAUCUCUCAUCGCGAACCGGCCAAUUCAAUCCGCAUUGGAACGAGACCGACGUCGAUGCCGACGAGCGAUUCGAGCAAGCGAUGCAAUUCAUCGGAGCCGAAUUCGAGAGAAGCGUGAAAUAUUUGGCGAACGUCUGGUGGCCGGCACGCGAGAUAAUUGAGACGGCCGUUGAGCGGCGAUUCGAGAAUGACGAAUCGGGAAGAAUAAUUCUUAUUGAGAAUGGCGGAUGUCCGUGGAAAGAGCAUUUUUUCGAUAUUGAAGCGGAUAAUAAUCUCAUCGGCGAGAGAAUCACCUAUAUUUUGUUUCAAGACACGACGAAUCACUCGUGGAGAGUUCAGGCGAUUCCGACCGAUAAGAAUGCGGCGUUCGAGAAUCGUCUGCCGUUGCCUACCGCUUGGCGCGGAUUGCGCGAUUCGGAGUUGAGCAAAGAAAGCGGAAUCGAUGGCGGCAUUUUUGUGCAUAUUUCGGGAUUUAUUGGAGGUAAUGCAACUAAAGAAGGAGCUUUGGAAAUGGCGCGCAAGGCGCUGGAAAUUGGAGAACAAGAGAAUGUUGAAACUGAAGCCAAGAAAAUGAAGACGACAUGA